UGCCUCCCCCACAGAAGCUCGUCAUGAAAGAAGUGGGGCAGGGGGAGAGAUGAAGAUCCCAGCCCAGUCAUUCAGUCUGGCACUGCCAUGCUAAGGGAGCCAGGUGUCCAGCUAUGAUCCCCAUCUGCUAGAGCCCGUUGUUCUUUACUGGCUGGUGCCUGGCUCCCAUGUGCAGCCUUUGCCUCAGUAUUUCCAACGUAGAAGGGAAAGUAUGCAAGCACCCAUCACUAGGUGUCAGGCCUCGUCCUUAUUGUCUGCCAGUCACUAUUAUUUCUGAGUGCCUGAGUUGCUGUGUAGAGAAUGGGCGCAGGAAGUGCGAGGAACAUCAGCCAGCUUCCAGUUAAUGGGCAGCCACUGGGUUUGUAAGACUAUUCUGAAUUCAUUUUGCAUUUCAGGAAAUUCAGUCUGGUUGCUGCAGUGAUGAAUCCAUUUGUGAGAUGAGCUCUAGUUGGAGGAGCUUGGUGAAGCAAGGCCAGAGGGAGGAGGAGACAAAUGUGGCUUUGGUAUGGAUCAGUGGAAGACUCCAAGUCCAAGUGCGGCGUCAUAUUGCAGCAGGCACUGAGUUGCUGUACUGGCCUACCGAGGCUCAAGCUGAUCUUGUCCAGGUGGAGGGAAAAAUGCUGCUGAGCACAUUGGAGGGUAUAGCUGUUCCUGUUGAGAAGAAGCCAAAGGGACAACUGGCAGUUGCAGUUGUGACGGAGAUAGCAACGGCAGGAGCAGAGACUGUGGUGCAAAGGGAAGGAGCCUCCCCAUGUGGAAAUGCAUCAGAACCCUUUGCAGGGGAUCCGGAUUACUCCAAGGUGAUGGAGAAUGAAACCAGAGCUGAAGCCAGGAAGCAGCCAGCCAAAUGUUAUCCUGCAGCCCAUGGGAACAGCAGGAAGGAGGAGGAGGAGGAAAGCAUGACUCCUAGACAUGAGUCUGGGGAAGCCAAGGUUCAGAGGAAAGAGAAACAGCAUUGUGAGAGUACCUCAGCAGCUAAGGCUAACAGCAGAUGCAAAGAGGAGUCCAUCAAAGGGAUGGACCCCCAACCCAAGGCUGAGAGAGCAGAUGAGAAACCAAAAGAGGCAGGUCAUGGGAAGCUCCAUCUGCCAUUGUCUGCCUCAAAUGGGGUUCGACUCAGCGCUCGCUUGGCUGGGAAGCCACGCAAAGUGCAUGCAAUGGCAAGCCAGUUCCAGAAGUGUCUGCAGGAGCACAAUGCCAGGGUGUCUGGGCAGGAGGCCAAGAGGCCAAGCACUUUUGAGGGAGGUGGUGCAGAGACACACAAGAAAGUAGGGCAUGUUUCUAAAGGCCAUUCCAAAUUGGAGCCCCUGGAGUACAAGAAGAAUGUCCUGGUUGAUGGUUCUGAUGAACAGGACGAUUACCCAGAGGUAGAAGUCAGUAUUGAACUGGAGGAGGGACCCUCUGGGAGCCUGGGUGCAUCUCAGCAAAAGUCCCUGCCAUGCAGGGAUGAGGCUGGUGAGCGAAGAUAUCGCUGUGGAGAAUGCGGCAAGGCCUUCCUUCAGCUCUGCCAUCUCAAAAAACACCGGUUCACCCACACUGGCUACAAGCCUUUCCUGUGCACUGAAUGUGGCAAGAGCUACAGCUCUGAGGAGAGUUUCAAGGCCCAUGUGCUCUUCCAUCGGGGUGUGCGCCCCUUCCAGUGCAAGCAGUGCGACAAGGCCUAUGGCACCAAGCGGGACCUGAGGGAGCACGAGGUGCUGCACACAGGCGAGCGGCCUUUUGCUUGUGAGGAAUGCGGCAAGACAUUCGCCCGCCGGCCUUCCCUCCGCAUCCACAGGAAGAUCCACCUCGUGAAGGAACUUAACCUAGCCAACCCUAAGGUAUGCAAGUGUGCCAUCUGUGAGCGCUACCUGGCAAAUCCUGGAUCCCUGCGUAACCACAUGCGCCUCCACACGGGGGAGAAGCCCUACAUUUGCCCCUACUGCGGCAAGGACUUCCGGCAGCAGGGCAACCUGCGGGGCCAUCUGCGGCUCCAUACUGGUGAGAAGCCCUACAAGUGUCGCUUCUGUGGGGACGCCUUCCCCCAGCUGCCAGAGCUGCGGCGGCAUCUCAUCUCUCACACUGGGGAGGCCCACCUGUGUACGGUAUGUGGUAAGGCCCUAAAGGACCCGCACACGCUGCGGGCCCAUGAGCGCCUCCAUACCGGCGAGCGCCCUUUCAAGUGUGAGCAGUGCGGCAAGGCCUACACGCUGGCCACGAAGCUGCGCCGGCACCAGAAAUCCCAUUUGGAGGAUAUGCCCUACAAGUGUGAUGUCUGUGGCAUGGGCUACACCCUCCUGCAGAGCCUCAAGCGUCACAAAAUCACACAUAAGGGGGAGAGAGACUCCAUUACGUUUGUGGAGGCUGCGGUCUUGCUAGGCAUGGACACUCCAAAGGCUGCAAGAAAGAGGCUCAAGAGGAAGAUCCCCCAGGAAGGGGGGACUGAGGAGCCUACAGUGCUUAUGGUGCAGUCAGUAGCGAUGCAGGCACCAAUAAAUGAGGCAGAACUUCUGAUGACUACUAAUGGGCAUUACAUUGCCACUUAUCAGCCUUCAGGCAGCCCCCCUGAGCCAGGGGUGAGCAGGGUACUAAGCAGUGCAGCCCCUGCUGGGCACCUGGAAGUGAACAAACCUGAGCCAGGGGGGAGCAGGGUGCUAGGCUGUGCGGCCCCUGCUGGGCACCUGGAAGUGAACAAUGACAUCAUUGAGAUCACUGUCUCUGAGCACGAACACAAAUGCAUCAUCAUGCAGGAUGAGGGCUCCUCCAGUGACGUGGUCAUCAUACAGGAGGGUGUGGGAUUUGGUGCUGUAGCGGAGGUGGUGGAGGUGGAGACAGGGACCUGACACUCAGCAUCUUCCCAACCCCUGCCUGACCUGUUUGACUUCUCUAUAUGUACACAGGAUAUAAAAUCUAUUUUUUAACUUUUGUGUGUUUGUGUCUUUCUGUUCCUUUGGAGACCAGGGCCCCAUGUAGCAGGACGAGGGCCAGCAGUGCUUCUCACCUUUUUCCUAGAGAGGUCAGGAAGGUGUGACAUAAGGCCUAGUCUACACUAGGAAAUUAGGUUGGUGUAAUAGUGUGGCUCAGGAGUGUAGUCAGCCCUAGGCUGAUGGGAGAAUUUUCCUAAUGACCUACUUACUAUCUCUCAGGAGGUGGAUUAUCUUUAUCAAUAGGAGGACCCCUCCCAUCAGCACAGUGGUGACUUCACUGAAGAACUACAGCUGCACCACUGCAGUGUUUUUAAAUGUACACGAGCCCUAAAUAUUGCUCACCAAGUGCACCUCUCUGCUGGAAAUGUGUGUGUAAUGUGUGCUAGGCCUGCUGAAAGGAAAGCUCUGGCUGAUGGUGUGAGACUCUUAUUACAAAGAAAAUCCCACUUGUAACUAUUGCAAAAGAUGGUGCUACUGGUGUCCUGUCCCCAGUCUGCUUAAGGAUUAGAUGAGCUUCAUUGCUCCGCAGUGCUAUGUGGCAAGAGUGAGGGCAAACAAGCAGCUACUGAAUCAGUUUUUAACCUCCCUCCUCUCCUUGGUUUGGCUUUGUUCCACAGUUGCACUACUGUAUUUCAGUUAUUUCUUCCCCUUUCGUCCACUGAGGGUGAUCGUUGAACCAGGCACUACUGAACAGAUGCUGAGCCGGGUACUGCAGGGUUUAUAGAUUUCUCUAGUUUUGAAGAUUACAGUUAGAGCAAACAAAGCUCCAUUCCAUUCCUCGCUACAGGCCACGGCUGGACACUUCUCCA
Molecule: messenger RNA, 3715 nt
Organism: Pelodiscus sinensis (Chinese soft-shelled turtle)
Lineage: Eukaryota; Metazoa; Chordata; Testudines; Trionychidae
Source: RefSeq, a predicted model, not a curated record